GAAACUAAAAUAUUUAUUUUCUAAAACUCAGUAGGCUCAAUUUCCUAUCCUGCAAAUAUAAAGAGCAGAAUUCUUCUUCGUAUUCAAUUUCGUGAAAACAAUGGCCGUUGAAGUGUUGGUUGAUGCCCUGCCCUACAUUGAUCUCGGUUAUGAUGAUCCCGGCGUCCGAGAAGCGGCUAUCGCAAUGGUGGAAGAAGAAUGCCGGCGUUACCGGCCGACGAAAAACUACCUGGAACAUCUGCCGCCCCUAGCUACCACUGCAUUUGAGACCGAGCUGAUGACUGCCGAGUUCGAACGCAUCCAGAACCGUUUACCGAUGGAACCGCUGAGCAUGAAACGGUACGAACUACCACCGCCACCGGCCGGCAAAAUGAAUGAAGUGUCAGCGUGGACGGAAAGUGUGGACAAUUCGAUGGCCCAGCUCGAGCACCAAGCCGUACGGGCCAUGAACCUGGAACUGAUGUCAGAGUAUGGAUGCGAGAUGUGGAAAUCCUAUCUCGAAACACUGGUAGCGAUGCAGGCCAAGUGUCAAGCGCGCCUGGCGGAAGUGAAGAAGGAAAUACAGGACGUGAACUGGGGCCGAAAAACGAAGCAAACGCAGGGAGGUGAAAAGCUGCGCUCACUCGAAGCUCAGUGGGUCAUGCUGGUGUCGAAGAACUAUGAAAUCGAGCAGGCCUGUGCUAAGCUGGAGGAGAAAACCUACCAAAAGAAUAUGGAGCUAAAUAUCUCGCAAAAAUAAAUUAAAUUCGUAAUUACUUUUACUUAGUUGUUUUCGAGGUUAACUUUGAUUUGGAAAACCGCACAUUGAUCUGCGAAUCAAAUUCAACUCAAAUUGUUACUCUCUCCUAGAGUGUUGUUUUCAGAAAAUUUAUUCUUUUUACACAACUACAUCAAUGGCUUCAUUUACACCGACAACUAAACAUACAAACACGAAACACAUUUAACAUUCAUUGUUGAAAGCAUUCUACUUUGCUAAUUUUUCAGCUUGAUUAAUAUGUGAUCGGGUUCGCUUGGGUUCUGAAAACAAAAUCAACCGAUUGAGGAUUUUUCCAUGCUUAGGCCUUCUUUGGUCAUUCGAAAACAAGCGAGAAGCGGAACAUGUAAUAUGAAAUUUCAUGAUUUGAGAAAAUACUGCUCUUCGAUCACUCGACUUUCUACAAACCCACCGCUCACAAUUAAUGUGUACUUUGCGUAAAAUU
This is a messenger RNA of Anopheles bellator, 1199 nucleotides long. It is a transcript of the gene BCAS2, whose product is annotated as pre-mRNA-splicing factor SPF27. The transcript has 2 exons. The coding region runs from base 101 to 739 and encodes 212 amino acids. Lineage: Eukaryota; Metazoa; Arthropoda; Insecta; Diptera; Culicidae. Gene Ontology annotation, cellular component: catalytic step 2 spliceosome; Prp19 complex; precatalytic spliceosome. The record is from RefSeq and is a predicted model, not a curated record. Gene Ontology annotation, biological process: mRNA processing.